AACGUAGUUCUUUGUUUGCAUUGUUGCAGGCUGCUAAAGACGAGGCAUUAUGAGUAAGGAAGUAACGCAGAAAUCUGGAGUUCCUCAAAUCAUCAAAUCUGAUGUGGCUUUGAAACUGGCUGAACGAUGGGUCAAUAAUAUGACUAAAGUUGCCGAGGACGAGCAAACAGAGGCAAAAUCUGAGGGUCGACCGUCUAGACUUGGUCUUGGUGCAAAGUUUUCACGUCAAAUGAGACCUGGACUUUCAAAUGACCCUGUGGAAAGGAAAUUGUAUGCCAACUUGCAGUCUGGAAAGAGAAAAGCUGCGAAAGAUGCUGAGGAGUCCGGCCUAACUGCAAGAGAUCCUGGUGGUGAUAGUGAUAUCGAUGAUGAGUUAGAAAGCAGAGCGAGUGCUUUUGCGAAGAAGAGACCAGUUACUCCACCCGUCUCUUUAACAAUGAAGAAGAAACGGAGAUAACCACUUGAAAGGAUUACUUUUUUGGUCGUCAAAAGGAAAAUCUAGACCGUUGAACAGGGUUAGUUCUUCCAGAAGAUUAUUCCCCUUGUUUGCUGAGAUGGAAAUACAAUAGAAAUUCUUCAUAUCCCUACUUCAUAAGAGAGGUCCACUUAUUUAAUGAGUUUUCAAUGUGCUAGCCAAGUGAGGCUUGAUGUGAUCUCUUUUGUUACUAGUUUUGAUUUUCUUAUUGUGUAUCUUGUGUCAUAUUUAAUAAAUUGUUACUUUUUUUUUUCUAAGCAAAAAGAUUAUAUCCAUAAUCAAAUCGAAUUGGGUGUUCAAAGCUAGGGAAAAGCUAUCAGCAGCAUACCCAGGGAAACAAGUAGGCCUAAUGAGGCACUUCAGAGUUGAAAUUACCUGGGCCAACUCCAGCCAAAAUGCCUUAUCUUACAGCAGGUGUUUCCUAGACAAACUCUCCCUCUUCUCCAAGUCCAUGGAAUAUUGCGAGGCAAAUUUUGCUCGUCAGUAUAACAUGACUGUGCCUCUUUUGGAAAGUUCUUGGCAAGCUUUAGAGCUGAGUAUAUGAGAUAGAUCUUGCACAGAAGUGCCUUCUACUCUUGCUGGAGCUUUCAAUCUUGGCAAGUCCUUAUUCCAAUGUCUCCUUAAGCUUGUUAUUCCAAUGCAAGUGCUUCUAGUGCAGUUGGUAGAGCAACCAAAGUCGUUGCUUGUGCUUCAGCUCUUACAAUUGGAGGAGACAUUCAAGGUGGCACUAGCCCAGGGAGGUGCUGUCUUCAGGCUGAAGGGAGGCGUGUGUUUGGUACAUCUAGUGAGGAGCGUAACAAAAAACUUGAACAGUAAUAUCCGCUCUAAAUUUUUGAGAUGGAUAGUCCAGACAAAGUUAUUGUGCAUUGGUUCCAUCUGCUGGUUUGGAACAAUUUCUGAUGAAUGGGUUGUUGAACUUGUAAAGGACAAUCUAUUAUAACUUUUUCAAGAUUGCAAAAUAGACACUCCCUCUUGGCCUUGUCUUUC
Messenger RNA from Eucalyptus grandis, 1462 nucleotides. RefSeq lists its product as hypothetical. NCBI's taxonomy places the organism in Eukaryota, Viridiplantae, Streptophyta, Magnoliopsida, Myrtales, Myrtaceae. The coding region runs from base 50 to 457 and encodes 135 amino acids. The transcript has 3 exons. The record is from RefSeq and is a predicted model, not a curated record.